CAGAUGCGGACGCUUUUUUCCUUCCUAGGAGAAAUCGAGGAGCUGCGGCUCUACCCCCCGGACAACGCACCUCUUGCUUUUUCUUCCAAAAGCUCUGAUAGUUGUUCCUUGUGCAGAAGAUGACUAGACUGGCCAAGGCAGACCUGUUACACUUGCCUGAGUUAGGCAUUGUUUGCCAUGCCACUAAACCUGCCGUCAAGUGAAACCUUCAUUGGGGAAAUGAGAUCGGAGUCUGAACCGCAGAAGAUGGACGCCCUGUCUCUGUUUUUUAUUGUUUUACUUUAAUUUCAUUUCUUUUUCUUUAUUUUGUCCCUUUUUUUUUGUUUUUGUUUUUGUUUUUGUUUUGUUAAAUCUCUUUCACUUUAACUUGUGAGCUGGUUUUCCAGUUCUUUGUAAAUGGUAUUCCAUUAAGGGUUCAUAACAUUGCAUUGCAAAUUAUAUUGGGAGAUGAUUAGUAGAGCUCAUCCUUAACAUAAAAGAAAUUUUCACAGUAAAUUAGGAUAUGGUUUCGUGAAGCUCAAUGCUAGUCUUAAUUGGUGUUUAUAAACUGAUCAGGUACAUUUUGUUCCCAAAACACUAAAACACUGAUGAGAUUCUUAGGAACACGUUUUGAUCUCAGUGUAACAUUUUUGCAGUUUUCUCCCAAGUCUGCAUCUGUCAUAAAGACCAACUGAUAGCUUCUAAUUUUCGUCCUCCUCCCUUAGAAUUUUAGGCAUACAAAAUCAUCAAGGAAAAUAAGUAAAUUUCUUAUAACAUUCUGGGGGUAGAGGACAAGAGGAGACUUUUCACUUUUAUGAUAUUUAUUAUAGAAAAUAGCAUUUCUUUGAUUUGAAAACACUUUUAAUUGCCUACGUGGGGAAUGGAUAUUUGAGAAACUGUUGAAUACUUACACUUGUGUGUGUAUUUUUUUGCUUGAAUUUUUUUGUUGAAAAAUGUUCAGAGAUUACUAGUUUCUAAAUGGAUUCUGAGAUUAGGAUGAGUGAGAGACAUUGUUUUUUCUCUCAGUUGUCUUUGAUGAGUACAGUUUGGGAAAAAUGCUAAAUGCUUAUUUGUUUUAUACUUUUAUACACUCUGAUAGUAUUUGGAGGGUAUAUUUGGUAGAAUUUUAUCCUGAAAAUUAAGCAAUGGAACUUUUUUCUUAAAGUAUCUUUAAUGGUAAUUAGAAAAGUAAAAAAUAUUGUGCUUUUAGUUAGACUUAAUACUUAUAAUAGUUUAUUAUACUGUGAGAGACAGUGAGAGGCAGACAACCUCCUGAUACUAUUUUUAAGCCAACACUGAAUGACUUUAUUAUGUUAAGUAAUCAACUUUUGGCCUGUAUUGAAUACCCGUUUUGUUUGUGUGGUCUUUCAUGUGGAUAGUUUUGCUUAUUUAAUGGACAGGUAAUAUUAAAUUGGGGACAUUACUAGAUUGGAACUCUUUAUUUGUUUUUUAGGUGCAUAAAUUAGGGUAGUGAAGCAUAGGGUUUGUACCUUAGGACCUCAGUUGACUUAUCAAGAUGUGUACAGGUUUUACAAAUAUUAAAAAAGUAAUACUUAUUUUUAACAGAUAAAGCAGGUCUGAUAGUGAUGUAAAUAGUAUAUUGAUGCAGCCAACACGAACGGUUGUCAUGUGUAACACAACUUUCGAUCACCGCGAAAACACCGUCCUGGGAAAGCGUCCAUGCUUGAUAUCGUUUGGUUCAUGAACAUUAAGUUUCCAGUACAGGUAAAAUCCCAGAGGAAGCCAAAGCUCUCUCUCUAUUGGCUCCUGCUCCAACCAUGACAAGUCUGAUGCCUGGUGCAGGCUUGCUUCCCAUACCGACUCCAAAUCCCUUAACUACACUGGGUGUUUCCCUUAGCAGUUUGGGAGCUAUACCAGCAGCAGCACUAGACCCCAAUAUUGCAACACUUGGAGAGAUACCACAGCCACCACUUAUGGGAAAUGUGGAUCCUUCCAAAAUUGAUGAAAUUAGGAGAACAGUCUAUGUUGGCAAUUUGAAUUCCCAGACAACAACAGCUGAUCAGCUACUUGAAUUUUUUAAACAAGUUGGAGAAGUGAAGUUUGUGCGGAUGGCAGGUGAUGAGACUCAGCCAACUCGGUUUGCUUUUGUGGAAUUUGCAGACCAAAAUUCUGUACCAAGGGCCCUUGCUUUUAAUGGAGUUAUGUUUGGAGACAGGCCACUGAAAAUAAAUCACUCCAACAAUGCAAUAGUAAAACCCCCUGAGAUGACACCUCAGGCUGCAGCUAAGGAGUUAGAAGAAGUAAUGAAGCGAGUGCGAGAGGCUCAGUCCUUUAUCUCAGCAGCUAUCGAACCAGAGUCUGGAAAGAACAAUGAAAGAAAAGGCGGUCGAUCUCGUUCCCACACUCGUUCAAAAUCCAGGUCUAGCUCAAAAUCCCGUUCUAGAAGGAAAAGAUCACAGUCAAAACACAGGAGCAGAUCCCAUAAUAGAUCACGUUCAAGACAAAAAGAUAGACGUAGAUCUAAGAGCCCUCAUAAAAAACGCUCUAAAUCAAGGGAGAGGCGGAAGUCAAGGAGUCGUUCGCGUUCACGGGACAAAAGAAAAGACAACCGAGAAAAAAUCAAGGAAAAGGAAAGAGUGAAAGAAAAAGAUAGAGAAAAGGAAAGGGAAAAAGAGAGAGACAGGGAAAAGGAACGUGAAAAAGAAAAGGAACGGGGUAAAAACAAAGAUAAAGACCGGGAUAAAGAACGGGAAAAGGACCGAGAUAAAGACAAGGAGAAGGACAGAGAGAGAGAGCGGGAAAAAGAGCAUGAAAAGGAACGAGACAAAGAGAAGGAGAAGGAACAGGACAAAGAAAAGGAACGAGAAAAGGACAGAUCCAAAGAGAUAGAUGAGAAAAGAAAGAAGGAUAAAAAGUCCAGAACACCACCCAGAAGUUACAAUGCAUCAAGAAGAUCUCGUAGUUCCAGCAGGGAGAGGCGUAGGAGGAGGAGCAGGAGUUCUUCCAGAUCACCAAGGACAUCAAAAACCAUAAAACGGAAAUCUUCUAGGUCUCCAUCCCCUAGGAGCAGAAAUAAGAAGGAUAAAAAGAGAGAAAAAGAAAGGGACCACAUCAGUGAAAGAAGAGAGAGAGAACGUUCAGCCUCUACAAGAAAGAGUUGUAAUGACAGAGAUGGGAAGGAAAAGGUGGAGAAGAACAAUACUUCACUUAAAGAGAAGGAGCACAAUAAAGAACCAGAUUCAAGUGUGGGAAAAGAAGUAGAUGACAAGGAUGCACAAAGGACUGAGGAAAACAAAGUACAGCAAAAUGGGAAUUGUCAACCAAAUGAAGAAAACCUCUCUACCAAAACAGAAGCAGUAUAGGACCUACAAAUGCACCUCUAAACACACGCUGGAAUAGAAUCCAAAGCUUUGAAUUCUCUCGCAAGAUGUUAAACAGUGAAGAAAUCCAGUAGAGCAUAAAGAUACGAGCUAACAGCUUUUUUAGUUGUUAGGUGACUUUGUGGCCAUCUUGUUACUGAGUAAGAAAAUAAAGCAUGGACAUCGUGAAAAUAACAGGUGUUACCCAAACUCCUCAUCUUCUAAAAGCUGUGCAUUUCCAUGGUGGCUGACACACUUGUCAUGUGGUUUGUUAAGUGUUUGCGAAGAACCAUUAAAAUAAAUGGGACAUUAAAGAUCUAAAUUUGUAUUAUCCAUUAAAGACUGGAGAUAAGCAUUGGAGGCUCUUUUAAAAAAUGCUAGUAACUGAUUUUGUAUUGUUUUACUUUUUUUAAUUUCAAUAUAUUACAGAUUGAUGAUGUGCUUGAAAUUGGUGCAAAUAUAUACACACCCUUGUAAGUGCGGAGUAUGUAAGAAGUUUUAACAUUGACUUCACAGGAUUUACAGUGAUUGUGUUAAAUUCUCACUAUUGUGUUUUCUUUUGCUCACUGUUUAGGACAGCAGUUUUUCUUUAAAAUAGUUUUACAGAUUAAAGUUGCUUACAUGAGUGGAUUAAAAACCAGCUGACAAUGCAUGCUACUGUUCUUUUUCAAAAGGAAGAACAACUGUGUUGAAUACUAAUAAUAUAUUAGUAUUCAGUGUUCAGAAUCAUUGGGUCUUCCCACAAAAUAACCAUUUCUUUUUGAACUCUUUUGACAUUUCCAAGCUUAUUAUGAACAGUAUCACAGUGUGUGUUGUCAGUUGUAGGUGGCAAAGGUGCCAUUUAUAAUAAGAAAACUGGGUUUUCAAAAUGGGCUAUGGGAGCACAAGCUGAAGCUUUAGUGCCUUCUACAAUGUGGUAUACUGUUUUCUAGAAUUUUAUAUGGACUAGUCAUUCUCAAUUCAUAUGGAAUUUAGGUGGAUAUUCCAUUCCCUCCCAUAGAGAAGUGUGAAAGUGGUAUGUCAGAAGAGCUUCUUACUUGGUUCACUUAAUAUGAGAGGGAAGUCUGUUUUCAAGAAUGACUUUAGAGCUUAAAACAGCAAUGCAGUUUUGGGACCAUCAGUUUCAUACUGUGAUAAUUGAAAAUGAAGCAGCAUGUUCUUAUUUUACUUAAAGCAGAACGCUUUAGUUGUCUACAUUGGAUGGCCUUAAUUAUUACCUCUUAAUCAUCUUCUCAUAAAUGAUGUGCAGAAAUUGUACUUAAAGGAGAACAUAUGAGUUUGUCUUAUGUGUAAGGAUGUGUUUACUUAAGCUUAAAAUAUAGGUCAUCCGACAUUGUUAGGCACACUUUUUGCAGAAAGUAUGCAAGUAGUAAAAUGACAACAUUGCUAAUAUUUUCCCCCAGAACACAACUCAUAGUUUCAGAACUCUUUUCAUUGUUGUAUUUCCAAAAGUUAUACCUUUUAAUUAACAUGUUAUUUAAAAAAUCAAGUAUAAUUAGUUUAAUGCAGUCUAAUACAAUCAAAUUACUCAGUUGCCUUACCUCAUGGGAAGAGUUACUUAUAGAUUUAAAAAGCUGAGUGGCACAUCAGCUACUUGGUUUCAACUUGAGUUUUCUUUUAAUGUUAAUACUAUUGAAAUUUAAGUAUUUGGUGAAGAAUGGAAAGAAUUGCCCUUAUUGCAAGUAAUGAAGCCUGGUUUGAUUAUGAAGCUGCUUAAUUACUCCUCAUGUGUUCAGAAUUACUGUGUCUUUUUUUCCUUUUUUCACUGUGUACAUUAAAAUUUUUGAAAAUGCUUUACUAUGUAAAGUAUAGAUGGUCAUUUUAAUCAUUCAACCACAUACGGUUGGCUGGUAAACAGCUUAUUUUGAUAUAAGAAUGCUUGGGUGUAUAUGGAAAGAUUGUGAAGGAGUGUGUGUGUCUUGCAUCAAAGCUUCUUAUUUAUGAUAUGUAAGUAGAAUAGAGCAAAUGUUGUUUGAAUCUUUGUUAUUUUUAGUACUGUUUCUCUAAUAAAGCUACGUAUUUUAGAGGAAAGUAUUUGUUCAUGCAUUUCAAAACAGCAUCUUAGGUUUGUCCUGUUCUUGUUUUAGCUGGCAUAGAAAUUGUUUUGACAUGGAGAAUGCAUGUUUGUGUGGUGUGUAAAGCCAUCAUUUAAAGUUUGAGUAUUUUCUUGUACUCUGGACUCUAUUAAAUGUUUUUUAUGUUGGUAAUUAACAUAGUUAUUUGGUUCCUGCUGCCAGUUAUUUUUCUGGAUGAGGUUUAUUCAUCUUUAAAACAGUCAUACUAAUCUUAACAGACACUGAUUUAUAAAAAUUGGGCAUGAAUAGGAAUACAAGAGGUCCGGAGAAAGUGAAAUCAUUUUCUUAAACAGGCUUAUGGAAGCAAAGCUUUCUAGGGUCUAGAGGUACUGGAGGGAAGGAGGGAGUGUGUGAGUGUGUGUGUGUGUGUGUUGUGUGUAAGACAGAGACAUCUUUUUCUCUUUGUUCACUUUUAAGAGCUGAUAUGUUUUCUUUUAUUUUUUUCUUGUAAGGUAUUUUUUUAUUUCUUUAAAACUGUCUCUUUCAUCCCAGGUAGAUAUUGUCAGGAAAACUUGAGGUAAGGCCAAGAAGACAGCCAUUUUACACUUAAUACCUUCUGUAAAUUAUCUUUUUCAUCUUGAUUAUAUAGCGAGUACAUUCUGUUCCUUAAAUUGCAGUUGCUAUUCAUCAUUCUAGACAAAUUCUCUUGGUCCUCUUGUUCUUGCUUUUCAGCAUUGUGCACUUAACUGGUAAUAAAAGAUGGUCCUUCAUAAGCUAGCCAGUUUCAUGUGAGGAAACAAGUAUAAAACCCUCAACUUCCACAGCUAUCUCAUUAUUUUCCAUUGAAUUUAAUUAACUUAUAGUUACGAACACACUAGUCAGCUUGUGAUUUUUCUGUUUAGAAUCUUUUUUUCCAAGGGAUUCAGUAUAUGCUGUGUUGAUCUUUAGAAGUAUCAUAGAGACUUAAAUUUUGACAUGCCUCAGUUAAAAGUAAAAACCGGCAUUUAGAAUCAAUUUUUUUUUGUGUCAAUAAAAUAAUUUCUUUUGUGGUAUUAGUCAUCUUCAGGAUGCUCAUUCAUUCCUAUAUAUAGGUUGCUACCUUUGAAAUUAAAAAAAAAAAAAAACCUUGAGCCAAAUCUGGUCUCAACUGAAGAUAUUCAAAUUUAAGGAUUAUAAUAUAUACUAAUGGCUUUUAAAAGUUUUUUAAAAACCUAUUUGGAAUAGUAUGAUUUGGUUUAAAUCUUUAGUAGUUGAAUUAGCAGUUAAAAUGAAUUCUUUUUGAGGGAUGCAUUAAGUAACAUUUCAGUGGGACAUUUCUUAUAUUUUCAUUGGAAGAUAGUAUCUGGUUUUAACUGGGUAAGUUAUGAAGUAGAACUGUUUCCACAAAGUAAUUAUGUUCCUUAUGUGUUUUAAAUAUUUUUUUUAAAAAAUUCACUGCCUAUAUACUUAGAUGUUCUCAUGUUUAUUUACUAAUGUAAUAGUCAUUUAAAAUUAAAUUGUUUAUUUUCAAAUCUCAGAAGUUAGUGCUCUCAAAGGGCUAAAUGAUAUUUCUGGAAGCAGGAGUCGAGUAUAAAUGUAAUAAAAUAAUCUUUUAAAAUAAAAUUCACUUCCCUACUUAAACUUGGGUUUGUGGGUGAAUUUGUUUUUCUUAAAUACACUUUUAUUGGUGAUUCUGCCAAAGAGUGGUACAUUAUUUUAAAAAUAAAAGCUAAAGCUGAAGGUAGGUUGGAUUUAGUAACUAAUAACUAGAUUUCUUUCUAUUCCAUUUAAGGUACUUUUAUAGUUUCUAGCAAUUAAUUUAUUAUAAUUGUUUAUAUAUAAUACAUUUCUUAACAUACUGUUCUUAAAAGCAGAUUUUUAGCCUAUUGCCUGAUUUUAAAUUUACUUUGUAUCUAGCUAACAUUUUAAUUUUGAGAAUUGCCAACUUUUGUAAAACUUCACAAAUUUUACCAUUAAGAUUUAUUUUCCAAGGAUUGGAGUAGAAUAAUAGUUCUCUCCAUUCUUGAUUAACUUUUGUUUGCUAGAUAGAUAAUUUCUUAACUGUAUAUGUAAGUUCAAACUCAUGAAAUUCAUGCUGAAUUAGAGUUGAAGAGAUUGAGUUCCACCAGUUUAAGGUUAGUGGUAGGCAAAAAACUGUUAGGAAACACGCUACAGAAUUCUCUGAUUUCCACAGAAGGUUACAUUUGGGUGUACUGUGUAGUUGUAUAGGUAGUUAAAUUUAAUAGUUAAAUAUUACUCUCCUUCAUCUUAAUUAGGUUAAUACAGUAGUGCUAUUCUUUACAUAAUGCUAUGGAUUAUCAAGGGAAGGGUUCAAAAUGUAAACAAAAAGGUGCUGCAUAGGUGGUGUAUAUUCUGUGAGUAGGACUACUUCCAUAUACUAGUAAACAUUUAUCAGAUGCUGCUGCUAUUGUGUUGCUAUAUUUUUAAUAAAAUGAAAAUCUUAAAAUCUU
Messenger RNA from Aethalodelphis obliquidens (Pacific white-sided dolphin), 7764 nucleotides. RefSeq names its product splicing regulatory glutamic acid and lysine rich protein 1 (gene SREK1). The transcript is spliced from 15 exons. Gene Ontology annotation, molecular function: RNA binding. Bases 1758 to 3302 code for a protein of 514 amino acids. The record is from RefSeq and is a predicted model, not a curated record. Gene Ontology annotation, cellular component: nucleoplasm. NCBI's taxonomy places the organism in Eukaryota, Metazoa, Chordata, Mammalia, Artiodactyla, Delphinidae.